AUGGCUACUGCCAAAAAGAGGUGUCAGUCCUCCAGCUCCCUCCUACUAUCCAGACCGGGGGAGGGACAGCAGCAGGUGACGACUGCAGGGCCGGGGGCUAUAAAUAGGGGCGCACGUCAGCCGCUGGCCUGAGCCGCGGGGCAGCAGGCAGGGGCCUGGAGGGCAGGGGCCGGUGGCGCCAUGGGGUCGCGAAGGGCCCCGAACCGCGAGUGGGGCACGAGCGUAAGGUCUGGGGCGGGGUGCGACGGUGAGGACGACGGGCCUGUGUGGAUCCCUAGCCCUGCCAGCCGCAGCUACCUGCUCAGUGUGCGGCCUGAGACCAGCUUAUCAAGCAACCGGUUGUCUCACCGCAGCUCUGGAAGGAGCACCUUCUGCUCCAUCAUUGCUCAGCUAACAGAGGAGACCCAGCCGCUAUUCGAGACCACGCUCAAGUCCCGGGCUGUGUCCGAGGACAGCGACGUCAGGUUCACCUGCAUCGUUACAGGAUACCCAGAGCCAGAGGUUACCUGGUACAAGGACGACACCGAACUGGACCGCUACUGUGGCUUGCCAAAAUAUGAGAUCACUCACCAGGGCAACCGCCACACCCUGCAGCUCUACAGGUGCCAAGAAGAAGAUGCUGCCAUCUACCAGGCCUCUGCCCAGAAUGCCAAGGGCAUUGUAUCCUGCUCAGGGGUGCUGGAGGUAGGCACCAUGACCGAGUUUAAGAUCCACCAGCGUUGGUUUGCCAAGCUGAAGCGCAAGGCUGCGGCCAAGAUGCGGGAGAUCGAGCAGAGCUGGAAGCAUGGCAAGGAGGCAGAAGGGGAGGCUGCCGACACCCUGCGGAAGCUCAGCCCUGACCGCUUCCAGCGAAAGAGGCGGCUCAGUGGGGCUGAAGUGCCCGUCCCCUCAGGCCCUCCUAGGGAGGCUGAGGGUGGGACCCCCACAGCCUGGCAAGAGGGAGAGACUGAGCCUGCUCAGCACCCAAGCCUGGGCCUGAUCAACAGUUUUGCUUCUGGGGAGGUGACUACCAAUGGGGAGGCAGCCCCCGAGAAUGGGGUAGAUGGGGAGCAUGGCUUGUUGACGUACAUCUGUGAGGCUAUGGAGCUGGGGCCCCAGAGACCUCCUAAAAAGGAGUCUGGGGCCAAGAAGAAAAAGAAAGAUGAGGAACCUAAGCAAGGACUGCGCAAGUCAGAGUUAGAGAAGGCAGCCCGAGGACAUCGUUCUUCUGAAAACUAUGUCCCCAGUUCAGACAAGACUGACUCCUGUGGGGUACAGCAGUCUAUGAACACGGAGCAGGUUCAGACUCGGCCCAGAGGUAGGGCCUCACAGGGGCUUGGGUCCUCUGAAGCAGAUGGUGUUAGGAAGCCAGCCUCCACUAUGAGCACUCAAGACAAGGCCCAGGAUGCCCCUGCUGUGGCCCCUGUUCCAACCUCUGUCCCUCCCUUGACCCCUGCCCCUGCCCCAGGCCCUAUCCCUACUCCAGGUCUAGGCAAGGAAGUAUACUUCUCCCUAAAGGACAUGUAUCUGGAGAGUACUCAGGCAGCCAGGCCUCAGGAGGAGGGGUCUCAACUCCCAAGUGGCAAAGCACCCAGAGAGAUACCUUUGGGGAAAGUACCUGGCCAGGCAAGAGUUGAGAAGGAGCUUGCUGCACCUGGCCCGAUCACACCUUCCCUGGCCCCCCAGCCAAUGAGGCCUUUCAACAGGAAGAGAUUUGCCCCUCCGAAGCCAAAAGGGGAACCCACCACCAACAGCCAUCCUGACUCUUCCCUGGGUCAGCCUUCAGAACCUGAGCCUCAGGGCUUAGAGAAGUCCCCUACUCAAGCCUCUGCUCCAGUGCCAACACCCCCUGCCCGAAGGAAACACAGCACCCGGGACAGCCCCCUGCAGGGGCGAGCAGGCCAUAGGACUCCAGGAAAGGCCUCAGAGUCCCAGGGAAACAUGGUUCCCAUCACGUCGGCCAGCAGUAGCUGUGGUGUAGCAUCCCUUGGUCCCAGCAUCUCCAGAAAUCAGGACACAAUUGAGCCCAUGGAUACAGAAACCCAGGAGGACAGGAGAACCUCUGCUGACUGGAGAACAGGAGGCAACAAGAAUGUACAGGUGGAUGGGAAGACACAAAUGGAUGAGAGGAUGCUGACAGAUGGGCAGGUACAGGGAGCCAGAACACAAACAACCCAGAGGACACUGGCAGAGAGGAAGACACAGGUGGAUGUUGUGACACAAGACAGUGUGAGGACACAGGCAUACAGGAGUUCACAGGAGUAUGUGGAGACACUGGGAAGGGUAGGGGCACAGGUAGAAAGAACACAGGCAGGUGAGAAGACACAGGAAGACAGGAAGAUACAGGCAGAUGAGAGGACACAAGAAGACAAAAGGAUACAGGGAGAAAAGGAGACACAGUCAGAGGAGAACAUACCCACAGCCGUAGAAGUUCAGCCAGAGGAGAAGUCCAUGAGCAGCCUCAGCCCACAGUCCAAAGCCCCUUCAUCCCCACCUUCAGAGGACCCUAGGCUGCCUCAGAUUACGAGAUGCUUUGAGCAGACCCCAGAAGGGUCCUCUUUCCUAGAAAAACCUGGUUUUGUACUCAGCUCUGAGGAGGCAGCAGUAGUAGCCUCCAGAAACCAUGAGGAAACUGUGCUGGGCCCCCUGUCAGGGAGCGUCACACUCCCAGCACAGCUGCCUCGUGAGGAAAACUUGGAGCAAAUGGGAGGAGAGAGAUGUCAAGGGUCGAGGUGGCCAAGGCCAGCCAAGGACAAGACAGAGGAUGGCUCGGUCCAGUGCCCCAAGGAGAACCAACCAAGAGAAGUGCUGUCAGUUGAUCCGAGCAGCCUGAGCCCAGAGGUACCCACCAUGUCCUCUCUUCCUGGGACUGGCUUGACCAAUAGCCCACCAGAGGGGCUGCCCAGCACCCUGACUUCUCAGCACAUGAACACAGCUGCCUUAUUGCCCUCUGGAGCCCAGGCCUUGAUUGGGUCUGCCCCUACACCACACCUGGGGUCAGAGAUCCUACCAGAAACCAUGGCUACUAGCACCGAGGGGGCCUGUGCCGAGGUGCCAGAUGCAGAGGGUAGGACCUCAGGCCCCCGAAGCUGUGACCCUGGCCUCAUAGAUUCCCUGAAGAACUACUUGCUUCUUCUGCUGAAGCUAUCUGGCACAGAGACAAGUGGAGGGGCGGCACAGUCCCAGGCAGGUAUGACCUCUGGGGCACCAGCAUCCUCGCCCACUCUGGUCCCUACCGUGGAAGUGGCUGGCCUGAGUCCCCAGACGUCACGGCGUAUCCUGGAGCGUGUGGAGAACAACCAUCUGGUGCAGAGUGCACAGACCCUGUUGCUGAGCCCCUGCACCUCCCGUCGUCUCACCGGUCUCCUGGAUCGUGAGGUGCAGGCUGGCCGGCAGGCCUUGGCAGCUGCCCAGCGCUCCCAAGGCCCUGUCCCCAGCCUCCUCACUGUCCCCACCAUUGUGGUAGGCGGGGAGGGCCCUGGGCCAACCUCAGAAGAAGGAUCCAGUGAGGGUGAGGGAGAAGUUUCCUUUGAGGGGCCUGACCUAGGGGCCACCCUGGAGAGCAGCAUGGGUGGGCCAGCCCGGCGGGUGGGCGGGCAGGCAGCCUCUGGGCAGGAACUACUCUCAGCAGAUAGCAGAACCCAGGAGCCCUUCCAAGAGGAGGAGGCUCCAGGGGAGGCUCUGACAGGUCUCCCUGCAGCCACACCUGAGGAGCUGGCUCUAGGGGCCCGGAGGAAGAGAUUUCUCCCUAAGGUCAGAGCAAUGGGAGAAGGGGAGGUGGCCAAGCCUGAAGAAAGGGAGAGCUCCACAGUUUCCCCCCGGGGACCCAGGAAGAGCCUGGUGCCUGGGUCCCCGGGGUCUCCGGGGCGAGAAAGACGCUCCCCUACCCAGGGCAGGAAAGCAGGUCUACUGGAGGUGCCACGGGCAGAGGAGGAACCAGCGCCAGGAGACCUGGGCACCAGCACCAAGGCCAGUGGCCUAGACGCAGAGCCGGCACUGGAUGAAGGCAAGCAGGAUGCUCUGGCCAAGCCCAAGAAAGCCAAGGACAAAGCCAAAGACUUACUCAAAGCUCCACAGGUGAUCCGGAAGAUUAGGGUGGAACAGUUUCCUGAUGCCUCCGGCAGCCUGAAGCUCUGGUGCCAGUUCUUCAACAUUCUUAGUGACUCAGUCUUGACAUGGGCCAAGGAUCAGCACCCAGUGGGUGAGGUGGGCAGGAGUGCUGGGGAUGAGGGGCCAGCAGCCUUGGCCAUAGUGCAGGCGUCCCCAGUGGACUGCGGCAUGUAUCGGUGCACCAUCCAGAAUGAGCACGGCUCAGCCUCCACCGACUUCUGCCUCAGCUCCGAGGUGUUGUCAGGAUUCAUCUCCAGAGAAGAAGGUGAAGUUGGAGAAGAGAUUGAGAUGACCCCCAUGGUGUUUGCUAAGGGUCUGGCUGACUCUGGCUGCUGGGGGGACAAGCUCUUUGGGCGCCUGGUGAGUGAGGAGCUCCGAGGGGGUGGACGUGGGUGUGGCCUUCAGAAAGCCUCCCAGGCCAAGGUCAUCUACGGGCUGGAACCUGUCUUCGAGUCGGGCCGCACCUGCAUCAUCAAGGUAUCCAGCCUGCUUGUAUUUGGGCCAAGCAGUGAGACUUCUCUCCUGGGCAGAAACUACGAUGUCACCAUCCAGGGGUGCAAGAUCCAGAACAUGAGUCGCGAGUACUGCAAAAUCUUUGCAGCUGAAGCCCGGGCCGUGCCUGCCUUUGGAGAGGUGCCUGAGAUCAUCCCACUGUAUCUGAUCUACCGACCUGCAAAUAAUAUCCCAUAUGCUACCCUGGAGGAGGACCUGGGCAAGCCCCUGGAGUCUUACUGUUCCCGGGAAUGGGGCUUUGCUGGGGCCCCAGCAGCAUCUAGCAGCUCUGAAGUCAUACAAAAAUGCCAGACCUUCCAGCACUGGCUUUAUCAGUGGACAAAUGGCAGCUUCCUUGUCACAGAUUUGGCAGGGGUUGACUGGAAGAUGACUGAUGUGCACAUUGCCACCAAAUUACGAGGGUACCAAGGCCUCAAGGAGAGCUGUUUCCCUGCCCUGCUGGACCAGUUUGCCUCCUCACACCAGUGCAAUGCCUACUGUGAGAUGCUGGGGCUAAAAUCCCUCAAGGGCUCUGAGGCUGCCCAUGCCCAAGCAAAGGCCAAAGGCUCCAAGAGUCCAUCUUCUGGCAGGAAAGGUACCCAGUUGAGUCCUCAGCCCCAGAAGAAAGGCCUGCCCAGUCCUCAGGGCACCCGCAAGAAUGCUUCAAUCUCCAAGGCCACUCCUCAGGCCUCAGAGGCAGUCACUGCCCAGUUAUUGGGACAGCCUGCCAUCCAUGAAAGGAGCUCUAAGGCCCAGGGCAUGCGGUAG
Messenger RNA from Orycteropus afer afer, 5349 nucleotides. It is a transcript of the gene ALPK3, whose product is annotated as alpha kinase 3. Gene Ontology annotation, biological process: cardiac muscle cell development; protein phosphorylation. NCBI's taxonomy places the organism in Eukaryota, Metazoa, Chordata, Mammalia, Tubulidentata, Orycteropodidae. Gene Ontology annotation, molecular function: ATP binding; protein serine/threonine kinase activity. Gene Ontology annotation, cellular component: nucleus. The record is from RefSeq and is a predicted model, not a curated record.